UAGUAAGACCUGCGUAGCGCAUUCUCGUAGAUAGCGAGCGGGAGAGGCGGUAUAUGUAUAGCAGGCGGGGGCUGAGUUCGUCUGUCCAGGUAAUAAUGGUAGGACUCGUCUUCCCUUCAGCGUUCUUUGUGUAACUAUCAUAUCACACCCAUACAUCACCCUCCCCACCACACACCCGAAUAUAUCACUGUGAUCCAGCUCGUUACCAUGCCUUCCACCACCACCACCACCACCCAGACCAACGGCACCAACGGCCACUCCGCCCCUACCCGCCCUUUCAACGAUGGCGUGUACACCCCGCUGAUCACCGCCAUGACCGAGGACGAAGAGAUCGACCUCGAGGCCGUCAAGAAACAGGUGGUCAGGCUCGCCGAUGCUGGGAUGGGGAUCGUGCUCCUGGGGACCAACGGAGAGGCCUCCCAUCUACUCGACUCGGAAAGAGCUUCCAUCAUCCGAGCCUCCCGCGAAGCUUUAGACUCCUCCAACCACCCCGACGUCCCCCUCUUGGUCGGUACCGGCGGCGGAUCCGCCAAACAUACCAUCAAACUGGCUAAAGAGGCUAAAGAAGCCGGGGCCGACUAUUCGAUCGUGAUCUGUCCGGGGUAUUUCGCGUUCGCCAUGGGUGGGAACAAGGGGGCGGUGAGGGAUUUCUUUUGGGAGGUGCUCGAGGGGAGCGAGUUGCCGGUCAUGAUUUAUAAUUUCCCCGGCGCAGCCUCGGGUAUCGAUCUCGAUUCGGACCUCUUGAUCGAGUUGUCCGAGCAUCCUAACUGUUUCGGAGCCAAGCUCACCUGCGGAAACGUCGGCAAAGGAUCCCGACUCGCCGCCCAUACCCAAUCCAAAGCCUACCUCGCCAAACACGACAGGUUCCAGGUCUUGCCCGGUUUCAGCGAUAUCAUGUGGCCCGGCAUGAACGUCGGGAUGACGGGAAGCAUCACCGGCACCGGCAACUUGAUCCCCAAGACCAUGGUCAAGCUUUACGAGACCGGUCUCGAAGCCAUCCGGACUGGUGACCCAGCCAAACGCGCAGAAGCUCUCGACCUGCACAACAGGGUCGCCGCUGCCGACUGGCUCAUCGUCAAGGCCGGGAUCUCGGGGACCAAGUUGGCCCUGGAUCACUACGUCGAAAAGGGCUUGGGUGGGGUUCCUAGAAAACCUCUACCUAGGUCGACCGAGGCUACCCAGAAGCUCGUCGACGAGUUGAAGGGCGCUUGGGAGUUUGAGCAGACGUUGUAGGAGAGGAGAUUGCGAGGUUGAGCGAGAGGCGGCUGGCUUCCCCACGGCGGCGUGCGAGGAGGAGGACUUUCGUACAGAUCAGAUCAGAAUGGGACAGAGGCAUUUCAUUUGUAUACCGAGCAGUAAAGAUAUCCGAGAGUCAAGGCUUGAUCCCGCCUUGACAUCACCAUCG
This is a messenger RNA of Filobasidium floriforme, 1405 nucleotides long. Its product is annotated as dihydrodipicolinate synthase. The record is from RefSeq and is a predicted model, not a curated record. Lineage: Eukaryota; Fungi; Basidiomycota; Tremellomycetes; Filobasidiales; Filobasidiaceae. The coding region runs from base 208 to 1233 and encodes 341 amino acids. Gene Ontology annotation, molecular function: 4-hydroxy-tetrahydrodipicolinate synthase activity. The transcript is spliced from 5 exons.